AACAAAAAUGGACGUCGCUGGGGCGUACGGAGCUGGUAAAGCCGGAGCUCCGAUAGAUCCAUUGAAUUUCAUUCAACGACCGCCAGUUAUUUUGCGAGCAGUAUGUUUGCUGUUCGCCAUCAUCGUGUUCGGCUGCAUCUCGUCGCAGGGCUGGGUGACGGAGGACGGCAAGCAGGUGUGCCAGUACAACAGGGACGCCAACGCCUGCAACUACGGCGUGGGCAUCGGCGUCAUCGCGUUCCUCGCCUCCGUCGGCUUCCUGGCGGGCGAGUUCAUGUUUGAGCAGAUGUCGUCGGUGAAGACGCGCAAGCACUACGUGCUGGCCGACCUGGGCUUCUCUGGCUUCUGGGCCUUCCUGUACUUCGUGGGGUUCUGCUACCUCACCAACCAGUGGUCCAAGUCGGCCGACCCGGACGAGGGCUACGGAGUCAACAACCUGCAAGCGGCCAUCGCCUUCUCCUUCUUCUCCAUCUUCACUUGGGCUGGCUGUGCCUGGUUCGCCUACCGGCGGUUCACCCAGGGCUCCGAGUCGGCAUUCGCCCCGAGCUACGAGGCCGACCCCGGCUCCAUCCCGGGGGGCGGCCCCUACUCCUCGUACCCCGUGGGCAUGGACGGCGACGCCGGCUACCAGGAGCCCCCGUUCUCCGGGGCCCAGACCCGCGGCCCGGUGGGGACGGAGUUCCAGGCCCCCGCCUACUAACGGCGCGGCGGCCAGAGACCAGGCCCGUGCGUGCGUCCGGCGCGAGGACCGUCUGGCCGGCGGGAACGGCCCCCCCUCACCCCCCCCACCCCCCACCUUGAGUCACCUCGUCUCGCGCCUGCUCCCCCCCCCUUGUGUCUGUCCGUCUGCGCAGGGAGGCCGCGCGACCGCACGUCUUUGUUUGUUUGGCGCCAACCACACUCAGUCUUUUGCAUCGUGAACGCCCUGACACGGCGUUCAGUUCCUAUGUUCAUUGUUAUUAUUUAUUGUUAAGAGUUGAAAAAAAAAUUUCUUUGUUAGUGAUGUUUGCACACUAGUAGUGGUUGUUACGUGUAAUGUUUACUGUAAUCGUAAAACUGUGUUUCUGUUAUUUUUUGAAGUGGUUUGUAACGUGUUAGUAAAUUUUUUUUUUUAAAUUUUUUUUAUGUUAGUUAAAAACACGUACUUAACCAUCGUAGUUGGAGAUUCGCCUAGCAACCUGUAUUAUAAAAAAAAAUUACACAAAGUUAUUGUAUAUUCGUAUGUAUCUAAAUAUGUACAUAAUGCAAGUGUGUGUAUGUAUGUAAAUAAGUACCCCACCACAUUGAAGCUUUGCUGUAGGUUCUAGGAAGAUGAUGUUGUCUGUUGUAUUUGUAAUCCAUGUACAAACAUUUUUUUUUUCAUAUUUGAUAUGUUUUAUUUUAAACGUUUCAUAAAAAUUUGUGGAUUAUCCUUGUUGGUGGCUUUGUUAAAUUUUGACGUAGUUAGUCUUGUCAGCAAGUUUUUAUUUUUGGAAUAUGUGAGUAAAAAAAGCAAUGUUCUCUAACAUAAAGAGUGGUUUCAGAUAAAUAAAAAAAGUAUUGUAGCGGCAAAAAUGAGACUUGUAAAGAUCGUGAAAUAUUUGGUGUUGGAAACAUUUGUGCAGUCAGGAACAUUGUGUGGUGCCUGCGUUAGAAUUCGCCCAGAAUGAUCUCGUAAUGUUUUUUGAAUCGGUUGUCCCGUGAAAAAAGCAUUUUUGGCUGCUUCGGUUCUGUUGCCUUAACAUUUGUGUGCAGAUCUGCGAGUGUUUCGGUGUGGUGUUAGUGGUGAGUAGAUGCUGUUUCGAGAUGUGAAGUCAGUCUUGGGUGUUUUCGUGUUCAGUGUAUUUGUAGUGACGAGUCCUUCCCAAGUCCUCGGUGGGGACUUGUUAGGCUUCUCGACGAAAUGUCGGCAAGCAGCUAACCUUCGCUAUGUAGAUACUGCUACAGGCUAGGUCAUUGUCGAUAUCAACUUACGCGUAAAGUAAAUCCCAUCUUUUUUUUUUUUUUUUUCUUUGUAUUUUCACUUAUUAUUAUGAGGUACAAGCAUAUAUAUUUUUUUUGUUUUAGAUUUUUUAUUACACAGUGAUUCUGCCAGUUAUGCAGUAACAUCUCGGAACUUGCUAUGUUUCAUGUCAGCUAUAAGAUCGUUUUUAUGUACUGCAGUUUUUCUUGCUGAAACUUGUAGUGGAUUAAAGUUUUCUUUUAAUUCUGUAAUAAUUUGAAGUAUAAGUAAUAGAUGCUUGUAUUUGUCAUGAAAUGAUUUAGAGUUUAGCAUGACGAAACCGCUGGUGCAGGCAUGUUGUUUUCGCGAAAAAUGCCUGCUCCUUGGUUUAAAGGUUUUUUUUUAUAUCUAAUGUAAAAAAAACCAAGACAUAGUAUAUUAUUAUAAAAAUGUUUGCAAAGUAUAUUUGAGUGUGUGUUACUGGGAAAAGUUAUGUUUGAACAGUUGGCAGUGGCACAAGCGGACCAUGAAGUACCUUGCGUGAGUGUGAAGUGAUGUGUCGUAGCUGCAGGACGCCGAGAGGGUAGUGUACAGACAGUUUUAAAAAAAAUAUUCUAUGUAACCAGAUAUAGAUGUUUUGGAAAGUACAGUAAACUCUCGAUUAUCCAUGUUAAUUGCAACCUUUCGAUGCCUGGAUAAUCGGCAUCUCCUGAAAAGAAAGUUAAUCCGAUUCCGGGCGAGGACCGCACUGUUAAUUUGUCUUCGCUAAAACUCUACGGGCCCAAGGAAAGUCCUUGUGGACUGUGUCUCAGCUCAUUGGAACGUUAGCAAUACUGCACUGUCGCCAAGGGGUCCUCCCGUCUCCGCCUCUGUCCUGCUUCGUUGCCGUACGGGGGCCAUCCCCUCCAGAGCUCAGCCCUCGCUGGGCGAGAAGCGUCUUGGUGACUGGUCACCAGGCCCCCCACCCCUCCCUGGCUGCAAGGUAUUCCUUCUUGAAACCAGCGCGCACAUUACGGUCAGUAACUUGUGGCAGGAAGGAGGAAUACAAGUCGCUCUUACAUUACGGUCAGUAACUUGUGGCAGGAAGGAGGAAUACAAGUCUCUCUUCGACACGCCAGUUCUUCGAGGUGUCCUCUGCACAGACCUACCACAGGAGUUUCCAUAAAGCAUGCCCAUCUUGCGGAGCUUUGGCUGAAUCGUUCGUCGUGAAAUGUGGCAGUUGGAAGCGUGGGAAUUCAAUAGCAAUGGGAAAACAAUGUCAUUGCGGAGCAGUUGCGUCAUGAAAACCUGUGGUGAUAGACGUAAGAAGUUUGCCUUCACGUACGCUGCUGGUUGGCGGGUAUUUACAACGGCAGAAAAGGGAAAGUUAACUCGCCACUGCUCAGGAGAAGUAUGCGUGUGCUUACAAAACGUGCUUACACAAAUAUUUGCUAAUUUAUUUUUAGAUUGUUCCUGUGUUCCUUCCUAUAUCCGAAGACGGGCGGGCGGUAGACGUAGCGUGGCGGUGUCAAACAAACAAGAUGGAGACGCAACGCGGCAGUCAGGGUUUCGAGCGAGGCACGUGGAGUGGCGGGAGAUACGGAGGGAAGGGUCGGACCAGACAUCUUUCCGACAGUGACAGGGUUUUGAAAAUUGUAGAACGGCCAAGCGGAGAACUGAGCGGGAACAAGGGCAUAGAUUUUUUUCGACAGCCUCAGAAUACAACAACUCUUAACCGAACUAAAUCCAAGCAAGGAUAACCCAGAAACCGGGUAAUUUGUGCCCGAAUAAUUGAGAAUUAACUUAUUAUAAAUUUCAUUUGUUUGGUGAUUUUAUAGUUUUGUAGUUCACAAAAGCAUUCCAGCUGACGAAUAUUUUUGAAUCAACUCUGGCGGACAUCCAUGUCAACUGCACAAAAUUUAAUUUAAUUCCUCUCUCUCCAACAUAUUUUCCAACUGACGUUAUUAGUAACUUUGAUUCAUUCCAGAUGGAAACAAAAUGCAACGUAGAUUCAAAAGAGUUUACACUAGCCAGACUGUGUGAUGGUGUCCAUGUAGUUAUUGAAUCUUCGUGUGUGACGAUGACGUGGUAGAAUUCCUUAUUGGCUGAAGUUGGAAUACUUGUGCGUCGUUGCUGCCUUUGCCAUUGGCUGGCAGCUGCUCCGACCAACUAUCAACUGUCGGAUGUCUUGCAAAUCAAGUCGAUGAGCGGAUGGCGUUGACUAGUUCUGUGGAGGCUGGGGCACUGCCUAUCCCUGGGGACAAGAUUAUGUGGUGAUUUGCGAUAAAACCAAAAUAACACCGCAAAGCAUAUCAGUACGAUAUGUAACAUAAACUAAAGAGACAAAAAAAAUUAAUUUGACAAAAAUUAACUUAAAUUAACAAAUAUAAUUGUCAUGGUAAAAAAAAUUGAAUGCAAUUUAUUUGGCUGGAAUUUGUACUAAAAUGUAUGACCUAAAUGGAUUGGAAAAAAAAUUAUUUUGUUUGAUCUUGUAUGUCUUAUAUUAGUAAAACGUUUUUGCAUUAAUAGUACAAAUUCCUGGGUUUCAUGGGUUAAGGCCAACCUUUUGGAAAUUUAGCGUAUAAUGACGGCAUAAGUUUCAAAGAACACAAAUGUUUGGAUUUAUUUUUUUCCCUGAGUAAUUCUGUUCUAGACCUGAUUAUUAUUAUUAUUAUUAUUAUCAUCACUAAUUUUGCUGUAUAAGUACAUCAGGUGUCAAUCAAAAUGAGACUAUUUUGGUGAAAUAUAUAUACUUGUUAAGAUAUAUUUUAACUACAUAUUUUUGGAAUAAUAUCCUUUUAAAAAUUAAAACAACACUAUAAUAUCCUGUUUUAAAAACGAAAUUGUCCUUGAGAAUAAAACCACAAAAUCUUGUCUGUUCCCAUGGAGGGCUCUUGCCCCAGGCAACGCUGUAACCUGUCCCAGAUAAUCACUUGAAUACAGGGAAAAGUCUUUAAUUCAGCCAGUGGUCUGUGACCAUUAUCCGGGCCACUAGCCACUUGUAUGAUUCUCGCUGCCGGCCUUGGCUGCAGAGUCACUUCACUGCUUUGCCUGCCUUCUCAGUUACCGUCUGUUUUCAUUUCAGUUCAGUGUUUCCUGUUAGAUAGCGUGUAGGCUGGUUCGAAGCUUCGACUGCACGAAUCAGUCAAGCCUAUUAAUAAUAUUCCGUUUGACUUAACCAGGAAAUUUUGUAUCGGUAUUAUUUAAAAACUUUGGUUGUAACGCAAAGCUUCCCAUCUGAUGUGAAGCUUCGCAUUUGUUGCAAAGCUUUAAAACAUUCGCUCAUGAAAAUAAUGUUUUUUUUCUUUUUCUUUUGUGUAUGUUUUGCUUGAAUAAAGUUGGUUACUCAUAAAAUUAAAAGGUAGCACUACGUUUACUUUUUAUGAAUUCUCAAUAUUAAUAUUGAUUGGCUAUUUUAUAAUAUUUAUUGAAUGAUGUUAUGUAUAGGGCACAAUUGGUUAGUCACUUGAAUCAAUUCAAACAUUACAAACGUUAAAUGAUUAUUUGUUUUUUUUACUUCAAUCCUGUAUUUUAUAAAAUAAAUUUGAUACAACUUCUCCGGGAACACUAUUUGCUGUUUGAUUCGACUUUGCGAAUAUUAAAAGCAUUUGAUUAGCUAUUCGCUUCGCAUCACUAAAGUAGUGUAUGCAUGGUCCUAAUAACUAGUUACUGUUAACAUUUUCAUAGUUGGUGUCCCUUCAAUGCCGUCUGGACGUUCAGUAAUGUGGCAAAAUCACUGAUUCUACUUGGCCAUGGCCUCAAAGGAGGGAUUAAAGACUUUUCUCUGAUUUCAACUGUAGUGGAUUUACUUUUCUUGGUUUUCCAUAAAACAUUUGAAUAUCUUGUCACGUAAUAAAUAAUACAUACUAGCAAUAAGUCUUCUCUUUGUGAUAGCAUUCCAGAUUUGUAAACGGCAUGUGUUUUGUGUAAUCUGUUGUAAUAAAUGUUGUCUUGAACAUGUUGGCGUUUGUGCAGUCGCUUAGGACGUAAUUUUAGCUUAACGUACCACUACAGGGUGUGCGCACACUGGAAAAACAGGGAAUUUACGUGAAAUCCUGGAAAAAGGCAUGUAAAUUCCAUAGUGAUGAUAUUUGAGGGGAAAAUGUCAUGCAUGUCAUGCUUCAAUCUACCAUCACCCAAACUGACGGAAUUUUUUAUUUAAUUUUAAAUAUAUAUAUUUUUAAUGCAUUGUCAUAAACAUUAUAUAAUUGCAUAUGCAAAGGUCUGUUUGAAAUAACGUGUAGUUAUAGGACGGAGCCAGCUACAGCAAUGGUGGAGGAUGAAUUUUUUUUUAGAUUUUAUCGUCAGAAAAUUGCUAUGUAAGUUAUUUUUAAAAAAAUGUCCGUAAAAUUUGAAAUUUUGGUCAGGAAUAAGUUAAAGAAAUUUUAUUACAGAUUAUUCUGUAAAUUCUUUUAAGAAUUUGUCGUUAUUGUUGUAAGGCAUACGGCAUACUAGUUUUUUGAAGCUGAGGGAAUUUCAAAUAGAAUGCUUAAAAUAUCAGUGAAGCUAAAUCGAAUUGCGAAUAUUGUUCACGGUAGAACUGUAUUGCACUUAAUUUUAUAAAAUACAGAAUUGAAGUAAAACAUUUAAUAUUGUAUAACGUUUGUAAUGUUUGAACUGAUUUUAAUUUGUUUACCAGUUGGGCCCUAUAUAUAACAUUAUUUAAUAAAAUUAUAAAAUAAUGCAUAAUAUGUAUUAAUAUUGAGUACUCGUAAAAGCAAACAUAGUACCUUCCUCUUUUUUUUUUAUUUACAAAAUGACCAACUUCCUUCAAGCAAAACAUAGAAAAUGCAAAAAGAAAAAAAAAUUAUUUUUGUAGUUGAGUACAGUAUAUCUUAUGCUUUCAAUGCUUUAAAGCUUUGCCAGAAGCUUUCAAGUGAAGCGAGCAGCAAACUUGCCGGCGAAGUCAGAUAGAAUAUCGAGAACUCGGAAAGAGCUUCGACUCGUAGGCUGAGUGGAAGUCCCGCUCAGGGCCACAUGAGACUGCAGUAUAACGGUGUAAAGCCACAGAUGCAGACUCCCAGAAGGGCUUUAAUGCAGGCCUGGGCAAAGCCAGGCGCCGUGCAGGUACCGCCGAGUGCCGUGUGCCGUGUCGAAGCGCUGUCUCCCUCAAGGUGACCAGGUCACGCACUCACCACUCUUGUAACCUGGGCACGCCUUGUUUUACGGGGUACAGGCUUCAUCUCGUUGCUUUCAGAAGAGACCUGAAGAACUUCUACACUAUUUGAAUGUGAACCGUACAAGUUGGGUAGAAUCCUCUUUGGAUGAGGUUUUUUUUUGGGGAUGUCUUGUGAAGUCGGCUUAGCAGAAGGAAAACAUAACUAGUGUUUUGUGUGUAAUUAAGUUUUGUGCCAUUUCGUGUUAGAUUGUACGUAAUGUUAUGGUGAUUAUUGUUUCGUGCAAUACUUUUAAGUCUGUUGUAGUGGUAACAGUAGUGCCAUUUCACUAUUUUUUGUUUAAUGCAAUGUGCUGGUUUCUAAAUGAAUUUUGAAUUUGGAGUGCUCUGGUUCUGAGACUGUUUCAAGAAAAGUCUUGGUUUGUGUUUUUUUGUACAGCAUCUACACAUUUACUAUAGAUAACUUUGUAAUGUGAAAUUUUUUUAUCGUAUUGCGAAUAUUUUCGUUGUAAUCGGACAUUUGUUAGUUGUCCCACUGGAAGGGAAGAACAUGUAGGCUGAAUUCAAUUUCUUGGACGUACGCCAUUGAAGUUUUUGCAUUGCUUCUCAUGGAAAAAAAGUUAAAAAAUGCAAGUUAAGAAAUUAAAUAUGUAAACAUAAACCCACAGAGAACAAGCCUAAAUCAGCUAUGUCAAACAGAUGAACCCAGCGAUGAACCUAAACAGGUAUUGUGGACAAGGCGACAGCACAGGCAAACUCAUUAAAACUUAGUAUCAGACAGCACAAGAAUUUCGAUGGAAGGAAUUUAGUCUUGAAAAAAAAAAAUAGCAGCACAACUGAAUACAGAAGCAAGAUACCUAUGUGUUUUCUUAGUUCAGCUGUACAAAAACACGUGAAAGUAAAGUAAUUGCCCGUGCAUGGAUUCUGCUGGUUUGGUGAUGUGGCAACACUGGUGGCUGAGCCUCGCUCGGAGCGCUGGAGCGUGGAAUGCAGCCCCCAAGAAACUCGCUGGAAAGAUCUAACUCUGUAGGUGAGAAACUGCUGCCAUUAAUUGUUUAAUGUUUGACUGGGGUGUGGGUGAAGGCAUUGUGCUGGUCUGAAAAUUUGGCUCAGAACAUUUGGGAGGCCAAAAAAAAAAUGUACUUAUGUUGAUCUACUCCAGACCGCAUCUGACUUCGGCAGAUGUUCAUGCAGUAAAUCGCUUGGCUACCGACGUGGCGUCGGCGGAUGGACAGACAUCAGGCGGAGGCGAUGGGCUGUUGCAAUUCUGGCCGCAGCGAGAACUAUAAAGUGUUCAGAUAAGCUCGAGUGUAUAAUACUAGUCCAGAUGCACUUUUUUUUUUAAAAUGUUUUUUAUGCAUUUUCUAAGUUUCUCAAGGUCUAUCUAAACUUUAUUUUAACUAUUAUGAAUAUUCAUUUUGCUCUGUUUUCAUUCAGCUUCAUUUAAGUUUAUGCAUAAAGUGAACCUUCAUUGUUUUUUCAUGAAGGCUUGCAUGCAGGAAUGUGUCGAAGACUGGUUUCUCUACAGAUCGUGAAACCAGUUUUUACCGGUCGGUGAAGUAGCCUUGUCGCGCGUACGUAAACACAUAUGAGGUGAUGCCACAUUGAGUCACCUUCAGUGCGCAUGAACUUGGUCCAACUGUUUAGCCCGACACAUUUUUAGUUCCGCGCGUGUUCUAGAGACGCUGCUGUGUCAUGCAAGCCUAGUGCGACGUGUACCUUGAGUGUGCAAGUAGUGCGUAGUCGCGACUAGAAGCGUUGUGUUACUAUACCUCACGAGUUGUAGGUGCCAUUCCUGUACCCUCGUUACGUGUGUGUGUGGUGUCGUCGUAAUGUGUUCUCCCACGUAAGUGUGCGUAGUCACUGCACAGGAGGUGCAGCACUGCAGUUGUGUUUGCAGUCUCCCCUCUCAAUUUUUUUAUUUAAAUAUCUUAAUUUAACGUUUGUUUAAUGCCUGUGUGUUGUAGUCCCCCCCCCCCCCCCCCCCCCCAUGUUGAAUUUUUGAGAUGUUUUGUACCCUGGUCCCGUACACUGCGUUGUUGUCGCACAUUGUACAGUAGGUGGCAGUGGCACGUGUCAAGUCUUCGAGAUUUGUAACGACAUUUUAGGAAUACAAUGUAAACAUUUUGUUUCUGUACAGUGCUAAUAAAGUGUUCAUUAACGUGA
Bacillus rossius redtenbacheri is the source of this 9182-nucleotide messenger RNA. RefSeq names its product synaptogyrin (gene Syngr). NCBI's taxonomy places the organism in Eukaryota, Metazoa, Arthropoda, Insecta, Phasmatodea, Bacillidae. The transcript has 5 exons. The coding region runs from base 8 to 700 and encodes 230 amino acids. Gene Ontology annotation, cellular component: neuromuscular junction; synaptic vesicle membrane. The record is from RefSeq and is a predicted model, not a curated record.